Molecule: messenger RNA, 1591 nt
Organism: Carassius gibelio (silver crucian carp)
Lineage: Eukaryota; Metazoa; Chordata; Actinopteri; Cypriniformes; Cyprinidae
Product: oligodendrocyte transcription factor 3-like
Exons: 1
Coding region: 575-1330 (251 amino acids)
Molecular function (GO): protein dimerization activity
Source: RefSeq, a predicted model, not a curated record
CCUUAUUGUAAAGUGUUACCAAAUAUUCUCAUGAUGAUGAAUAAAUAAAUACUUUUUAAUACAUGAGUUUAUGAGUAUGAUAACAAACAUGUUAACAGUUAACAGAUCAUCCUAACAUGUAUAUGUGUAAUCACGUCACUAUAUUGCACUUCAUUUAGAUCAUAUGCAAACCAUUAGAAAUGCAUGGUCCAAGUGUUUUUCACAUACAUGUGCAUGCUAGCUAUUGCAGUUUGUGUGUCAGUGUGCAUAUGUGUGUGUUCUGGAGGUGGGGUGUAUUCAGUGCUAUUGGGGCAGGGAAGGGGUAUGUGGGGGUGAAAGUGUGGCCCCUCUGUCAUUGGCUCUUAGCCUAAUGUCACAUUAUGCGUCUCAUUGUGUCUUUGUGAUGCUGAGGAGUAUAAAUAAAGCCCUCUCAGUGUUCACACAGACACACAGUCAUUCGUUUCUGCAGACCUACGAACUAAGUUCUUAGAGAAAGUAGCUACGUCUUAGGUUGACUUUUGAAACUUUGCGCAAGUGGAUUGCUCUUGAGAGGAUUGCAAGCUCUCAACCAAGUUUUUGCAGAAACAACUUUAAGAUGGAUUCUGAUGCAAGCUCCACAUGCAGUCGGUCUUCUUCACCAGAGCUGGCUGUGGGCUCCAGCUUUUUCUCAAACAAGGUGUUUCAAGCUUACUGUGCAGAUAGAGAAACGGGGCAGUCCAGGCCUGAAAAAUCACCACAGAGCACCGGAUCCGGCGGAAAGAGCCGUACACGGGCCGAUCUCUCCAAAGACGGCCUGCAAGAUCUACGUCUCAAAGUGAACAGCCGCGAGCGCAAACGCAUGCACGACCUCAACCAGGCCAUGGACGGGCUCCGUGAGGUGAUGCCCUACGCGCAGGGCCCAUCUGUACGCAAGCUGUCGAAAAUCUCCACCCUGCUCCUCGCCAGAAACUACAUCCUCAUGCUGUCCAGCUCUCUGGAGGAGAUGAAGAAGCUAAUAGGUGAUGUUUAUGGAGCCAGUGGUCAGAGUCACUCAGCUAGACGGGUUCUACCGCCAACUUCAGCUGCCCCGGUGUCACAGUUGUCGCUGCUCUCGCUUGCCCCGUCUCUGCACUCUCUGGUGGGCAGCACUUCCCAGCACACCUCCACACCAACAAUGGUCCAAGCCCCUCAUUCUCCACCCUCGGCUGGAUAUCUGGGUUUCCCUGCUCCACCUCUUCCCACCCUGAUGAAAGACCCUCUGCAUCUCUCCAGCAGCUACAGGCAUUUCCCCGGCAUGCCUUGCCCAUGCUCCCUCUGCCAGCCUCUCCCUGCUUCCACAGCCAGCCUGCACAGCCUCCCCAUGGGGAAGUGAUUCAGGCGAGGCCCAGGCUCAAGGAUGGAGUAGGCCAAAGUUAAAAUACAGACUCAAGAAGAACUGAAAGCAUCUGGAUGUGUUUCUAGAAGUGUUGUAAACUUUGUAAAUGUCCUGUACAGAAUUUCUUUUCUAACAAACUGCUGCUAUUUUUAUAUCACAAAAUUUUUGUACUGUUAUAUAGCAUUUUUGAACAGUCACUGUAUGAACAUAUGUGCUUGUAUGUUCUUUGUAGCAAAAUGGCAAUUGAAAACAUAUAGU